Molecule: messenger RNA, 2266 nt
Organism: Ostrea edulis (European flat oyster)
Lineage: Eukaryota; Metazoa; Mollusca; Bivalvia; Ostreida; Ostreidae
Product: 5-hydroxytryptamine receptor 1A-like
Exons: 1
Coding region: 17-1258 (413 amino acids)
Biological process (GO): neuropeptide signaling pathway
Cellular component (GO): membrane
Molecular function (GO): G protein-coupled peptide receptor activity
Source: RefSeq, a predicted model, not a curated record
UUGACAUUUUGUUGCAAUGGGAAACGACACGUAUUAUCAGUCACUGUUAUUAAAGAGAUAUUCCGAUAUUUAUCUCAGCAGUUCUAUCCUGAUUUUAAUUGGUGCUGUGAUCGGGAUCAUUGGAAACUCUACUAUUGCUAUUUUCUACCUGUUCCGUAUCAAGGAGAGAAGGGAGCGCUACUUCAUCCCGUUACUGGCUGUUGUUGAUCUUGCGGCAUGUUUCACUAGCCCUCCUUUCUACAUCAUGGAUAAUACGUUUUUCUACAAUUACCCAAACGAUGCCGCUUGUCGACUAUUAUCCUUUUUACAGACAUGUCUACCAGGAGCCUCUGCCCACGUCUUACUCAUUAUAUCCAUUCAAAGGUACCUCCUAGUGUGCAAACCAUUUGGUCCAAAAAUGACGUUAUUUUGGAAGAGAAUUUUGUUUGCACUAGCGUGUGGGUUUGCAGUAUUGUAUUCUGCUCCUCUUUUGGCAACAUCCGGAGUUCUACAGACGGUGGAUACGUUUAUGAACCACAACGUAACAACAGAAAUCUGCAAAUUUUCAGUUGAUUCGUCACCCAGAAUUACUGCGUAUUUUGGAUUAUUGGCUCUCAUAAUGGUCGCUAACCUUGUUGUUACGGCCGGACUGUAUGCCCCUGUCUUAAAACAGGUAAAACUUUCUUUUCGAUCUAAAUUGAAAGUAAUCGAGAAAAGUAAAGAAACCAAUCCUAUAUCUGAAACAGAGUCGUCCAAUGCAACCCAGUCGACUGAAACAGAAAUGGGCAGUGUAGAACACAUAAAAGAAAGAAAAGAAAGUAGGCCGAUAAAACUGAGUGAGAUAAAAUAUAACAGUCAUAAAAAAGUACAUCAUGUGACUAUUCAAGAGCCAUCAGACACUACUUCAAAAAUCGAUCAUCAUCAUCAAAAGGGUCCGGAUAAUCAGGAUAAAAACACAGAAAAUAAACACUCCAAAUCCAAAGGGGAAUCCGUGCAGAGACGAAUCACAAUAAUGUUCCUUGUGAUAAUCAUUGCUUACGUGUUGUCCUACAUCCCACCACUUGUCAUCUUGAUCCUGGUGUAUGCUAUUGAAGAUUUCAAUUUCAUUACACUGUCGGAAGGUCAAACAGUCGCUUGGAUCUAUUUAGCUCGAUUUAUAUUUCUGAAUCACAUUGUCAAUCCUUUCAUUUAUGGUUAUUUUGAUACGAAAUUUAGAGACCAGCUACAGAGGGACUUUAGGAAAUGGAAAACGUGUUUGAUUUGUCAUUUUAAAGGCUAAUGGUGAGUCAAAAUACUUGAAAACAGUUUUAAAAACGUUUAUAAAAUUAAUUGAUUGCAAUAAUGCGUGGGAUCGAUUGAGGUUUAAUUUAUGGUUAUAAUGUUAGACAAUAUCUGGAUAGAAUCCGUGCGUAUUUAGAUACUUUAUCCUCCAUUUAUUAGUACUUGAAAUGUUCCAUGCUAGAAUUAAUUUUCCAUAUAUAUCAGAGCUAUGGACACCUGUAUUAUAUUCAUUGUAACCUCAUUUAGUUCAGCAUUGAAAAUGUAUUUAACCCAACAUUGGAACUUUUGCAAUGAACAGAAAAAAUGUUGUGUAUAUUUGAUGGCAUGUAUAAGUUAAUGUAUUUACCAUGGAAUAAAAUAAAGGCAUUAGCUAUAGAUAAUCCAAUUACUUCCCUGAUUUUUUUUCUCCACAUACCAUCAUAUAUUCUUUUUGCGUAUUCACAACAGAUGGUCGUACAUGUAUCAACACAAUUGUAUCAAAUACAUUGGAUAUGAAAUGAGUCGGUUCGACAUUUUAGGCAAUAACAAUCUAUUGUAUAAUCAGGAAAAUCACCAAUGCAUGAACGUUCUUAUACUAUGUUUCACGUCUUUUAACCAUUGUAUUACACAGUACACAGGAAAGAAAUAAUUACAUAAGUUUAGAGUUCACAUUUUCAAUAUGGUGUAACUGCAUUUUGAAACUUUUCCUUGAUGGGUUUAGUUGAUAGGGUAAAAGAGGAAGUUUAAGAUGUGUAAGAGAAAAAAAAUAUUAAAAAAAUAAAAUAAAAUAAAACAAACAAAAAACAAAAAAGCGUGGAUCUAAACAAUCGUCCGAAUCUCACUAGGAAAAGGAACCUUAAAUUGGAGUAUUUACAUGCUGAGGGUACAACAAGUAACUUUAACAAAAUAAAACAAAUAACCAACAUUAUUCCAAAUUCGUCACAUAUGUCACUCGAAUAAAUGUUUCCAAGUUUCAAGAAUUGUAUAUUAGUUCUCCCAGAAAUCAGAUAAUUUGUUGAAUUGACGA